UGCUUUUGAACAUUGUGUUAUCAAGCCGGCAUCUCAUUGCCAUUCCGACAUUGCAUACUCUCUUUCAAUCAGUCAAUGGAAGCCUAGUUCUGUGUUUCCCUCGUCUUUAGAGAUUCAUAAGUAAACUGCUGCUAUACUAUUAUGCUUUUUGAGUUGAUCAUAGCCAUGUUGCUGGGUAUAUUUCGUGCGUGCGAAGGUUCUCCGACCUACCAAGAGGAGUACCGAGUCAACUACGUACCAAGAUUUGUCGAUUCGUGGCAUGGCCCCCAGAUUGUGGCGCCAGACACUCCGUACGUUGCAGCAGCGGGCCCAAAGCACCUGUACUUUAUCGAUACUCGGUUCGAUCCCGAGACUGCGAAGCACAUCAAAAAACAAAUCGAGUGGGCAGCUGCUUUGAUGGGCCCGGAGGACGUCAUCAAGAUAGACGAGAUUUCGGCUACGGCGGAAGUCAGAAAUGUCCCGACGAACGAAACACUGUUCGUCUUUGAUCCCUCCUACGCCAGGAUCUUUUUUGCAAAAGGAAUCAACAGACGCAACCCGGAUAUCAAACUGCCCGAACAUGAAUCCGCUGGCGAUUGUCUGGUGGCCCACGAUAUCGGUACUUCGUUGACGAAGAGGAUAGGGUCCUGCUUUGGUCACGGCUGUGACACUCGCGCAGACUGCGAACGGUAGACAAAUGGAAACUGCAAUCUCUGUCACGACUAUGGGGUUGAUAGCGAUUGUGACGGAUCAGUGACGAAUGCUGCCGGUUGAAGGUCUAGAUGAUACUAGGUCAAGUGCACAGCAUGCUCCUGUUGCGUUCCUGGCGAGAGCAUUCACAAUAAACUAGAUGUAGUCAUAAGGCCUAUUAUACUCUGUACAUGCACCAUUUGGGUCGCACUCUAAAUGUCAUAGGCGCCAGCAAAUAGACCUCCUUGUUACCCUCGUGUAUUUAUGGGCC
This is a messenger RNA of Colletotrichum navitas, 940 nucleotides long. RefSeq lists its product as uncharacterized. The transcript has a single exon. The coding region runs from base 142 to 672 and encodes 176 amino acids. Lineage: Eukaryota; Fungi; Ascomycota; Sordariomycetes; Glomerellales; Glomerellaceae. The record is from RefSeq and is a predicted model, not a curated record.